Molecule: messenger RNA, 729 nt
Organism: Epinephelus lanceolatus (giant grouper)
Lineage: Eukaryota; Metazoa; Chordata; Actinopteri; Perciformes; Serranidae
Source: RefSeq, a predicted model, not a curated record
AUGUCGUAUCUGUUCCUACUGCUGCUGGUUAUGUGUCUUCUUCAGUGCAGUAAAGGAAAACACUUGCUUCGCUUUUUGACUUUCUGUCAGAGGGACGUGAAGGAUGAUGGCCAGUACGAUAUUGAAUUCGAUGGCGAUCAGCUCCUCUACGUCGACCCUGUGACCUAUCGGGCGGUGCAGCGUCUGCCAGAGUUUGCAAAGCACUUGAUGAUUGAUUUUGAAAUGGCCAGAGACACGUACGUGUCCCUGGGCAACUGCAAGUACAACAUCCCACGAGCCAUAAAGGGAGAAAAUUAUCCUCCAGAGGCCCUUGCCAUUCCCACCUCCAUGAUCUACCCCAAACACGAGAUGGAGCUCCAGGUCCCCAACACACUCAUCUGCCACGUGAACAACUUCCAUCCACCUACAGUUGCCAUAACCUGGACCAGGAACGGGCAGCCGGUGGACGAGAGCGAGGUCAGUCAGACUCAGUACUACUCCAACAGCGACUUCAGCUUCCAAAUCUCGUCCUACCUGUACUUCACUCCGCAGGAGAGCGACAUCUACUCCUGCAGCGUGGACCACAUCAGCCUGCAGGAGCCUCUCACAACAUUCUGGGAGGUUGCAGUCCAGACAGACCAGCAGGUUGUCGAGACGGCAGUGUGUAUUGCUGGUGUGAUCCUGGGGCUGAUUGGAGUUGUCACAGGACUCUGGUUCAUCGUGAAAGCCAACAAGUCCUGCCAGGCGUAG